This is a messenger RNA of Euleptes europaea (tarantolino), 668 nucleotides long. It is a transcript of the gene ASF1B, whose product is annotated as anti-silencing function 1B histone chaperone. Gene Ontology annotation, cellular component: nucleus. Gene Ontology annotation, molecular function: histone binding. Bases 13 to 612 code for a protein of 199 amino acids. The record is from RefSeq and is a predicted model, not a curated record. The transcript is spliced from 5 exons. NCBI's taxonomy places the organism in Eukaryota, Metazoa, Chordata, Lepidosauria, Squamata, Sphaerodactylidae. Gene Ontology annotation, biological process: DNA replication-dependent chromatin assembly.
GGGGAUUCUGUCAUGGCGCGGGUGUCGGUGCUGGGAGUUUUAGUGCUGGAAAACCCGAGCCCUUUCAGCCACCCGCUCCGUUUCCAGGUGCAAUUCGAGUGCGGAGAGGCUUUGCCUCACGACUUGGAGUGGAAGAUCAUUUACGUGGGCUCUGCCGAGAGUGAAGAGUAUGACCAAGUUCUUGACUCCGUCCUGGUGGGACCAGUUCCAGCUGGGAGGCAUAUGUUUUUAUUUGAAGCCAAUGCCCCUAACCCUGGUCUAAUCCCGGAAAGUGAUGCUGUGGGAGUUACAGUGAUACUCAUCACCUGCACUUACCUAGGCCAAGAAUUCAUCCGCAUUGGCUACUAUGUCAAUAAUGAGUAUAUGGAUCCAGAGCUAAGAGAGAAUCCACCCCUCAAACCAGACUUUUCUCAGCUGCAGAGGAAUAUCCUGGCAUCGAACCCUCGUGUCACCCGUUUCCACAUCAAUUGGGAAGGUCCUAGGGACCAGACGGACAAUAUUGAAAACGUGGAUCCAGAGCUGGAUGGCUUCUUGUCCCCUAGCUGUGCCUACAUCAAGGAGUUGGCCCCGUCAAUGGGUCACCAGCCUGAGAAUUCUAUGGACUGUAUGUGAUCCAAGCACAAGAAUCUAAGGACUGGACAUGGAGAAGGGCAAUUUAUGAAUUUUUU